This is a messenger RNA of Cajanus cajan (pigeon pea), 2356 nucleotides long. Its product is annotated as Protein kinase superfamily protein. The record is from RefSeq and is a predicted model, not a curated record. Lineage: Eukaryota; Viridiplantae; Streptophyta; Magnoliopsida; Fabales; Fabaceae. Gene Ontology annotation, molecular function: ATP binding; protein kinase activity. Gene Ontology annotation, biological process: protein phosphorylation.
CCCUCUCUCUCUCUCUCUCUGUCUUUCUCUGUCAUACCCUCUCUCUCUAUCUUUCUCUCUCCAACUGCAUUCCCCUCUUAAGUCUUCAGCUUCAAUUCUAGUCAGCUUGAAUUGAAUUUCCCUUCAGCUGGAGUGGAACCAUCAAUCAAAAGAAUAUAAAGGGUCCCUUGUUUUUGUGGCUUUGUUUACAUGUACAUACAUAUAUAUACUAUGUUUAUAUUUGUGGUGAUGAUUUUGAAUUGGGGUGUUUGGUGGAGGUGGUAAUAAACCUGAUAGUGUGUUGUGUCUGUCGGCGCAAGGUCACUUUCUGUUGGCAUUGUCUGUAUCCACUAUCCAACGAUGAUACACUACUGAGAGAGAGAGUAUUUUUUUUUUCCAAUAAAAAUUAAUAAAAAGUACAACGUGAUAGAGAGGUUUUACUUCUGGGUUUUCAUUGCUUACAGAGUGGCACUACCUUUCAGGGAGCAUAUUCAUAUCAGGCCUUGACCUUGUCUUUGGAGCCAACUGAGACUUCAAGUGUUGCUCCUGAUCUGAAGGGGGUGUUUGGUUUAGGCAGCUUUUUGAUUUUGAUGCCCCCAAAACCCCACUUUCUAUAUUUGCAUCUUGUGUGGAAGGAAGCCUUGAACAUCUUGGUUUGAUUGUGGAUUUGUGUUGAGGGUGGAAAAUUGGUUCAUAUGAGGGAGGGUGGAGGGGGUUUGUGGGUCAAUCUUGAUUUCCGUGAGUGGCAUUGGAACCUCCUUCAAAGUGUCAUUGGUAAAUGAAGCUCAGGCUUUCUGAGAUCCUGCCUCAUUAUUUAUCUCGUCAUAUAGGUCUGGAGAUUUGACUAAAAGUUUCAUGUACAAUAAGAGUUCAUAUAAAUUUGUACAGCAUAAGUGAAGGGAUUCCCACACCAAAUGUCAAGUACUCUUGCAGCAAUAUUAGGAGGAGCUGCAGGAGCCGUGGCAUUGGUAGGGAUUGCUAUAAUACUUAUAUGGUUUUGCUCGUCUCGUCAGAGAAAUGUUUCUAGGACUUCAGAGACAGGGUCCUCUGAUCCUUCCCAAGUGGGAAGACAUGGUGCAAUUGAGUUGCCUGUACGAGAUACUAGGCGUUUUGAGAUGGAAGAACUAUCUCUGGCCACAAAAAAUUUCAGUGACAAAAAUUUGAUUGGAGAAGGGAAAUUUGGGGAGGUUUACAAGGGUUUACUUCAAGAUGGGAUGCUUGUAGCCAUCAAAAAACGCCGUGGACUCGCUAGUCAGGAAUUUGUUGAUGAGGUACGCUACCUCUCGUCUAUUCACCAUCGGAAUCUCGUCACUCUUUUAGGCUACUGCCAGGAGAACAAUCUUCAGUUUCUUAUAUAUGAAUAUGUGCCUAAUGGAAGCGUCUCCAGUCACUUGUAUGGCGCUGGUCAACAAUCGCAAGAGAAGCUAGAAUUCAAGCUUAGACUUUCAAUAGCUCAAGGUGCAGCUAAAGGUUUGGCUCAUCUCCACUCUUUGAGUCCCCGUUUGGUGCAUAAGGAUUUCAAAACUGCUAAUGUUCUUGUGGAUGAAAACUUCAUUGCUAAGGUGGCAGACGCAGGACUUCGCAAUUUUUUGGGGAGAGUUGACAUUGCAGGCUCCUCUUCUCAAGUGGCAACAGAUGAAAUAUUCCUUGCAUCAGAAGUGAGAGAGUUCAGACGAUUUUCUGAAAAGAGCGAUGUAUACAGCUUUGGGGUAUUUUUGCUGGAAUUGUUAAGUGGGAAAGAAGCAAUAGAAUCACCAUUUCCGGAGGCUAAUGAAAAUCUGGUUGAAUGGGUGGUAAGCAAUCAAGACCGUGGCAUGAUGUCUUACAUCAUUGAUAGGAGAUUGGAGAGUAGUUUUACAGCUGAAGGGAUGGAAGAAUACAUCAUGCUCAUAAUUAGAUGCUUAGAUCCUUCAAGUGAGAGGCGACCUGCCAUGAGCUAUGUGGAAAUGGAACUUGAUCGGAUCCUAGAGAAGGAAAUGAACUUGACAACAAUCAUGGGAGAAGGAACCCCAAUUGUGACUCUUGGAAGCCAGUUAUUCAAAUCAACAAAAUAAAGAAAAAGGGUAUCGUUCUCUUAAAUUGUUAAGUAUUAUAUAGUAUUAUAUAUAUGUUAUAUUUGUGCAUUGCACCUUAAUUUGCUUUCUCAUUUUCCUUGCAUACCAGAGAAUAGGACCAGCUGCUUCCUAAGUGUAUAAAGAGCAGUUGUAUCCCCCACUCUCUUUUAUUUUUUUCAUGGUCCAGUGAUAAGCUGUAUUCUUUUCUUUCUUUCUUUUUUUUUUUCUCUUCCUAAUUUUUUUGCUUCAUAAAUGUAUGAGAUCUCUUGUAAACCAUUAUUUGUUGUUAAUAUGACAGUGAAGAUUGGGUUGGUGUGGCAAAC